AUGAACCUGAAAUCUGAACGCAGAGGAAUUCACGUUGAUCAGUCAGAGCUACUGUGCAAGAAGGGAUGUGGUUACUAUGGCAAUCCUGCUUGGCAGGGAUUUUGCUCCAAGUGCUGGAGAGAGGAAUACCAUAAGGCCAGGCAGAAACAGAUUCAAGAGGAUUGGGAGCUGGCAGAGCGGCUUCAGCGAGAGGAGGAGGAAGCAUAUGCCAGUAGUCAGAGUACCCAAGGGGCGCAGUCACUGACCUUUUCAAAAUUUGAAGAAAAGAAAACCAAUGAGAAAACACGAAAGGUCACUACUGUGAAGAAGUUCUUCACUGCUUCUUCCAGAACAGGAGCUAAGAAGGUGGCUCAAGAGAAAAUCAUUAAGCAAGGACAGCUUGGGAGGGAGCGAAAUGCUGAUAACAUUCUCAGGGAUUUGAAGGAGAUUUUUACUCCCUCCUGGGAACUGGCUUCCCCUACUGAAGUGUUGGCUGGCAAGUUGAAAGAGAUCCAAGAAGCCAAGGCUCCCAGCCCUUCUAUAAACAGGCAAGCUAGCAUCGAGACAGAUCGAGUAUCCAAGGAAUUCAUAGAAUUUCUCAAGACAUAUCAUAAACCUGGACAAGAUAUCUAUAAGCAAUGUAAACUAUUUUUGGACACAAUGAAUCAUAAAAGGGACUUAAGUAUUGAGGAGCAAUCUGAAUGUGCCCAGGACUUCUAUCAAAAUGUAGCAGAGAAAUUACAGACACGUUGGAAAGUGCCCCCUGAAAAAGUUGAGAAAGCAAUGGAUCAGAUUGAAAAAUACAUUAUGACUCGGCAGUAUAAAUAUGUCUUUUGCCCUGAAACGACUGAUGAUGAGAAGAAAGAUCUUGCUGUCCAGAAGAGAAUCAGGGCUUUGCACUGGGUAACUCCACAAAUGCUUUGUGUUCCCGUCAAUGAAGAAAUUCCAGAAGUCUCUGAUAUGGUUGUAAAAGCAAUUACAGAUAUUAUUGAAAUGGAUUCAAAGCGUGUCCCGCGUGAUAAAUUAGCAUGCAUCACCAAAUGCAGCAAGCAUAUAUUUAAUGCUAUUAAAAUCACAAAAAAUGAACCAGCUUCUGCUGAUGACUUUCUUCCAACACUUAUAUACAUUGUUUUGAAGGGAAACCCACCCCGCCUGCAGUCUAACAUCCAGUAUAUAACACGCUUCUGUAAUCCAAGCAGGUUAAUGACAGGAGAAGAUGGCUACUAUUUUACGAAUCUGUGCUGUGCUGUGGCCUUCAUUGAAAAACUGGAUGCUCAGUCUUUAAAUCUAAGCCAAGAAGAUUUUGAUCGCUUUAUGACUGGUCAGACAUCCCCGAAGAAGCAAGAAUCUGACAGUUUUUCACCUGAUGUGUGCCUGGGUGUUAAGCAAAUGUAUAAAAACUUAGACCUACUAUCUCAGUUGAAUGAGAGACAGGAAAGAAUUGUCAAUGAAGCCAAGAAGCUUGAGAAAGACCUAAUAGAUUGGACUGAUGGAAUUACAAAGGAAGUCCAAGAUAUUGUUGAGAAGUAUCCAUUAGAAAUAAAACCAAAAAAUCAAGCCUUAGCAGCUAUUGACUCUGAAAAUAUGGAGAAUGACAAGCUGCCCCCACCACUGCAGCCUCAGGUUUAUGCAGGAUAAUUAUCAGUGUUAACUUUGAAAAGCAUCAUUAUCCUCACCUAGUACUAUCCCCUAGUUGGGAAGGGAAGUAAAUUUACGGCUAAAAAAUCAGAUGAGCUUAAAUUAGUACAUUUUUAAAGGUACUUUUUUUGUUUGUUUAAGUGUAAUGAAUUGUAUUUAUUUUAGUCAAGUAGAUUUCUAUUAGGCUUUUGUGGGUUUUUUGAACUGAAUUUAAAUUUUCUACACAAACCGGUGUAAUUUUUAAGCAACACUAGUCUGUUGACAUCUUUCCUGA
Molecule: messenger RNA, 1891 nt
Organism: Balearica regulorum gibbericeps (East African grey crowned-crane)
Lineage: Eukaryota; Metazoa; Chordata; Aves; Gruiformes; Gruidae
Source: RefSeq, a predicted model, not a curated record